Molecule: messenger RNA, 626 nt
Organism: Symphalangus syndactylus (siamang)
Lineage: Eukaryota; Metazoa; Chordata; Mammalia; Primates; Hylobatidae
Product: small ribosomal subunit protein uS17m-like
Biological process (GO): mitochondrial translation
Cellular component (GO): mitochondrial small ribosomal subunit; ribosome
Molecular function (GO): structural constituent of ribosome
Source: RefSeq, a predicted model, not a curated record
AGGUGACCAAAGCCACAUAAUGUCCGUAGUUCAUUCAUCCAUCCAUGCCAAGUGGAUCGUGGGGAAGGUGAUUGGGACAAAAAUGCAAAAGACUGCUAAAGUGAGAGUGACCAGGCUUGUUCUGGAUCCCUAUUUAUUAAAGUAUUACAAUAAGCGGAAAACCUACUUUGCUCACGACGCUCUUCAGCAGUGCACAGUUGGGGAUACUGUGCUUCUCAGAGCUUUACCUGUUCCACAAACAAAGCAUGUGAAACAUGAACUGGCCGAGAUUGUUUUCAAAGUUGGAAAAAUCAUAAAUCCAGUGACAGGAAAGCCCUGUGCAGGAAUUACCUACAUAGAGAGUCCAUUGAGUUCGGAAACCACCCAGCUAAGCAAAAAUCUGGAAGACCUCAGUAUCUCUUCAGCACAGUGGAGGGGGAGUGGAAGAAGGUGCUAAAGGGAAAGAUUGACAUGUUUAUGUUAUGGAAAAAGAAAUUUUUCUAAGUUGCAUCGCAAACUGUGUCCAGUUUAUCUGUGAUGUUUAUGAAAUAGCUAAAAGCAAAUGAAGGGCAUAUUAUGGUUUUUCAUUAAAAAAAAAAAAAAGAACAACUGACCAACUAUGCCUGCCAAUGUAUAAACAAAGUGAG